AUGGGCAGUACGGUUUUCGCGGACAGGCAGUUUUAUUUGCCCAAGAUAUCUUUGAAGUCAGUGAAAGACUGCCUAGUAUGCUACCAAGAUCUGCAAGCCAGAAAUAACCCGCUUUACAAAGAUGUACGUAUUGACGACAAUGCCCAAAUUAGUGACCAGGAGUUAGUACGACUUAGUGUGCCCGAAUUGUCUGAAGAUGAAGCGUCCGAAAGGAAUGAAAAUGAAAUUCGAAAUGCAUUCAUUCCAAUUAAUAAUGUUGCAAGAAUUAUUCGAGCUUCAUGGCAUCAAGGUGACUACAAAGUCUUUACUUCGCGAUAUGCUGGUGUACAAUGUAGUGCUAUGUCGUUGGCGAACAUUGUCCGAGCUGCACUCCUAAGCCCUAAUCAAUGGGACGUCAAUAUUCUGAAUGCUAAUAUGUUAGCGGGUGACUCCUUAUAUUGCUGGAUUCGUACCCAGCUUGAUCCUACUGAACUGGAUGAAACAGGAUAUUUAGAGAUACGAAACUUUCAUAUCGUCAGGCAAAGUUUACAAAUGUAUGAAUGCCGAUUUUCUACAGAAUAUGAUGAAGACACUCUUUUAUUCGGGAGUCUCCAAGAUUCUGUAAAUACCAAUAAUAUCGGCAUUACAUUACAUACAGCUUUAAAUAGAUUAUUUGAUAGUCAUUCUUCAGGAAUAUUGACAGCGUCAAAUAAAUCUGUUAGCGUAUUUCGCGGUGAAGACAAAUACUAUUUUGCUGACUCCCAUUCUUGUGGCCCAAAAAGAAAACCAACACCAGAAAAUGGCAAAGCCUGUGUUAUAGAAUGCGACAACUUACAAGAACUGUGCCGCAUCUGUAAAAGAUGCCUCGGAUCCCGUAAUAUCGCGUACACCCUUACACGCGUAGACGUACAUUUGAGGGAAAAUAUUAUCACUCGUCAGGGUGUUCAAGUACAGCAACAGGAAGAUGCCAUCACUCAUCAGGAUGUACAAGUACAACAACCGCUUUCGAAUCUGAGAUCUGAAACUAUACCUAUACAAACAUCUGUAAUGUUGCCUAUUGAUAGCGUCCAACCUGAUGUUGAAGAUGAGCUAGAGGUAUCUGAAAAUGUAAACGAAAUCAGAAGAAAGACGAAUAAUAAUAUUGUGAAUGAAGCUUAUGAGUUAAAAGCAGAAGAGUUCGCAUGGUAUCAGCUCCCGCUUUCCCGUGCUGAUGUUAGAUUUCAGCGCAACGAUUACCUAUUCUAUGCUCUAUCAAUGUUUGAGUACUAUCGAGUUAAAUCAACCAUUGCAGCUUGUGUUAGAAAAGUUGAAGGUGAAAACUGCAAUCGAGUGGAAGACCUGCACUUAUAUUUAAAAAAUCUAAGAGGUUCCGCUGCUUAUUGGCGUAGUGCUCUUAGUGAUCUUAUAGCACAAAUCAGAUGUUUAGGACCUCCCACUUAUUUUGUUACAUUGAGCUGCAAUGAUCUUCACUGGAAGGAUAUGAAAAGAGGUCUCCUUGUUAGUGAUGGUAAACAGCACAUUGACCCAGAUGACAUAGAUAUUCAGGAAACUCAGAGACUCAUCGAGAUGUAUCCAGUUGUUGUGAGUAGACAUUUUAUGGUACGUGUUAAUGCGCUAAUGCAGUUUCUUAAAACUGAUACUGAAAUAUUUGGCGGUAAAGUUAAAGAUCAUUGGUGGCGAAUCGAGUUUCAGAACAGAGGAAGUCCUCAUUUGCAUAUGGUUGUUUGGAUCGAAGAUCACCCGUCUGUUGCGACACCUGAAGGAAUAGCUCGCAUUGAUUCAGUCUGUAGUACUGCCAUUCCUCCAGAAACUUCAGAACUAUAUGAAUUAGUUAAAAAUUGUCAAAUACAUCGACACACUAGUACCUGCACGAAAAAUAAUUCUGUUUGA
Parnassius apollo (apollo) is the source of this 1869-nucleotide messenger RNA. The record is from the annotation of a GenBank genome assembly. NCBI's taxonomy places the organism in Eukaryota, Metazoa, Arthropoda, Insecta, Lepidoptera, Papilionidae.